AUGCCACUCCGAACUGAGCGCAGUCGAUCUGAGGCGCCGUCCUCCUCAGCCAGCCGCACGCUUCCGGGUAGUCGGCGAUUACGUCGUCGCGCUGGUAACUUUUCAUUGCGAGUUUCCAUCCGGGCUAUACCGCUCGUUGCAGCGAGCUCUGCGGAAUGCCGCGGCACAAGCGAGUACUCAGAGUCAUUCGCAGCCAACGGCACCGACAUCAGACUUCCUGACAUGGAGUGCUACUUGGGUCAAGGUUCGAUGACGAUUGAGUGCGAAGUGGAUGGCCCAUUCGUGAUCACACCUCGGCGUCCAACUGAUACCAGCCACAGUGCGAUAUCAUCAGAUGCAGGAUCUCUGGUGCCUGCCUUGAUCAGCCGUCCUAACCAUUAUCCCUCCAACAGAUCGAGUUUUUCAGCUCCAGAGUCUUCGCGAGGCCGUCGGCAGUUUGCGGAGAGUCCUAUCCUUGGUGGGGGAGCGUCCCAUCGACAAUUUGAAUUCCACGGCGAGCCAUCCUUACCAUUACUCCGCUCGCGACGGGUGGAAAUGUUUUACCGGGAUAGCGUUGCUCCAGUCCCCUUGAUGCCGGUGUUUUCGGAAGUCAGCAGCGUUUCCAGCAGUUCUCAGCGACUCCCUUCAUCCCCGAUAAACCCCCCUCCUCAGUACUCUGAAUUAGUUCACCUUGCCGGGAAUGGAAGUUGGACCUCUAGCCUGGAAGAGCAGCAGGCGCUGGAGGCUGCUGCAGAUGACCUUUCUGACAUCUGGGAUUAUAGUACCUAA
Messenger RNA from Colletotrichum godetiae, 768 nucleotides. RefSeq lists its product as uncharacterized. Bases 1 to 768 code for a protein of 255 amino acids. The transcript has a single exon. The record is from RefSeq and is a predicted model, not a curated record. Lineage: Eukaryota; Fungi; Ascomycota; Sordariomycetes; Glomerellales; Glomerellaceae.